AUGUCGUCUUCAGAUGACCUCCAAACCAUCCCUGCUCGCCAUGGUACAGCCACGUUCGUGCCCAAGGGUAGUACGAUCAAGAUUGUAAACACUUCUGGCACUCAAGUUAUAGAUACCUGGGCGUUUGCUUUGCCGACUCCGCCCAAGAAGAAAGGGCCACAAGAGGAACCGCAAAACGACAAGGACAAGAGUUAUCAAGAGCAGGAUGAGAAGGAGAAGCUAAAGCUUGCCGAGGAAGAGGAGAAGAAGAAGAAGCAAGAGGAAGAAAAGAAGAAGCAAGAGGAGGAGGAGAAACAGAGGAAGGAACAAGAAGAAAAAGACAAGGCUAGCAAGAAGAAGAGGAAGUCGCGAGGAAGUUUGGACUUGCCUUCGCAAGAAGAAGCCGAAGCCGCUACUUCUCAGCAACAGCAGUUGGCUGAUGCAGAGGCCAAGCAACAGUCUACCCCGACCAAGGGUGGUUGGACAUCCUACCUUCCUUCUUUGCGCGGAAGAAAGCAAGUCACCGAUGGAAACGCCAAAGACGACAAGAAAGAUGAGGGCGCCACAGAAGAGACGGACAAGAAGCAAGACAAGGAGAACUCGAGGAGAUGGGCUAGCUAUUUGCCCAACGGUCAGGGCGUCACGAGUUACCUACCCAAGGGAGCCAUUUCUGCCUUUGCCGCUCAGCAUGCGCGCGAUCCGUCCAAGUCGUAUGCUGAGCAACUCGCCGACUUUUCUCGAACACCUGUAGGCGCCGCAUCCCUAUCAGCUCUUACGGGUUCUGGAUCCGUUUCAUCUCUUUAUGCUGGCUACAGUGCUUGGAAUGCCAUGCACGGCGAGACCGCUCAGAUGGAGUACCUCAGCAUGCCGCAUACCCGCGCUUCGACUCUCCACAUGGUGCCGCGAGUCAAUGAUGUUCUCGUCUCCAACUUGAGAGAGCCCAUGUUGACUCUCAUCGAAGACACCAGCUCUGGCGUUCACGAUACUCUGAUUCCUGCUUGCGAUCCUCAACGCUACAAGGCUCUACAAAUUGAAGAUUGGGAGCAGCAUGGGUCAUGUGCUGAGAACCUUGUUCUUGCACUCAAAGAACUUAACGACCGAGCUGGCCUCAAGGGACCAAAGGGUGUUGGUGCUUCAGUCACCGUCAACUCGGUCCCAGCACCACUCAACCUCUUCAUGAACAUCCCAUGGAAAGGCGACAAGGGCGAUCUCUCAUUCGAACCUCCCACUUGCAAGGAGGGCGAUUAUGUGCGCUUCAGAGCCGAACGAGAUGUCGUGGUUGUCAUGUCUGCGUGUCCCAACGAUGUGCAACAGAUCAACAAGGGCCAAUCCAAGGACGGCCAUUUCUCGGUUGAGCACGCCGAUGACUCCGAAGACGAGGAAGCACCUGCAGAGGUCAAGAAAGCUGAACCAAAGGCCGAGAAGAAGAAGCCACGCAAGUUAGGUAAAAAGGACGAAACUAAGCCUGAAGACAAGACGAAGAGUGAGAAGCCAGAGGAACCAAAGAAGGGAGAAAAGGCACCUCUGCCCGAAACUCCCGCCGUUGAGAAGUCAGAAGCUGCUUCUUCGCCUGCGCCAAAAUUCAAGGGAAAUGCAAAGAACGACAAGCCUGAAGAGCAGAAGAAGGCUGAAAAGGUACCACUGCCCGAAACGCCUGCGACUGAGAAAUCAGAAGCUGCCUUGUCCCCUGUCGCGCCGAAGCAGCUCAAGGGCAAGCCCAAGAAACUGGCUGACGAGGCGCAGAAAAAGGCAGAGAACACACCGCUUCCCGAGACGCCUGCAACUGAGAAGUCCGAGUCUGCUGUCACUCCUGCUCCCGCAUCGUCUUCUGGCCAGGCUGCACCUAAGCCUAGAGGAAAGCCCAAGAAGUUGAUUGAUUCUACGACCGGCGAGAAGAAGAAGCCUCGCAAGCUGGAAUCGAGAGGGAAAGGUACUGCUACACCAAAGUCCGGAUCUGCUGCAAGCCAACAAGGUGAUGCCACUGCAGGCGCCGAGAAAAAUGGGAGUUGA
This is a messenger RNA of Aureobasidium melanogenum CBS 110374, 1989 nucleotides long. RefSeq lists its product as uncharacterized. Lineage: Eukaryota; Fungi; Ascomycota; Dothideomycetes; Dothideales; Saccotheciaceae. The coding region runs from base 1 to 1989 and encodes 662 amino acids. The record is from RefSeq and is a predicted model, not a curated record. The transcript is spliced from 3 exons.